AGAUUAGCGGAUUUUUGAGUUCUUCGUUACCUGUUCAUUAGGGCUUCGUGGUUUUCUGUUUAGAUCGUCUCUAACGUCCACUGUUUUAUUAUGGAUGAUACUGAUCCUUAUUUUUGUAUGCAAGAUGAAGUUUUCAAAAACUUGCAGCUUGUCAAAACUCUUUAUGAAGAUUGGAGAGGCCGAUCAAACCCUGAUGAUCAGGAAUUACUGACUAAAAUCCGACAAACAAUCAAGAAUAUAGAAUGGGAUUUGAUGGAUCUCCAGGAAACUAUUGGAGCAGUUGAAAAUAACCCUAUAAAAUUUCAUCUAUCCGAUAAAGAUAUAUCAGCAAGACGUCAAUUUUUAACAGAAGCAAAAAAUGUAGUGAAGAAUGCGAAAAAUUGUUUAAACUCAUCGGAUAAUGGCAGUAAAAGAAACGAUCCGCCUAUUGAUUUCACAAUUCAUAUCGCGCCGCGUCCAUCAUCAUCACCACCCUCGUCAGUAUUAUGUAAUGGAGAUUUGAAAGUGAAUAAUCAAACAACAAAUAAAACACAAUCUAGUAUAAGAAGAAAUUCUCAUAUAAAGAAGUCAUCACCAUCAUCAAACAUGUAUUCUAUACCCUAUGAUCCAUUAACAGAACAAAAACAAUUAUUAUAUGAACAAGACAAUCGAUUAAAUCAAUUAGGUACAACUAUAUCAAAUUUAAAAGGAAUGUCACAACGUAUUGGUGAUGAAUUAGGUGAUCAAGUUAUUUUAUUAGAUGAUUUCAAUAAUGAAAUGAUUAGUACAGAGUCAAGACUUGAUUCAAUAACUAAACGAACAUCACGUUUAUUACAUUUAAAUACUGAUCGUCGUCAAUGGUGUGCUAUUUUCUCUUUAUUAAUUACACUUCUUGUUAUAUUGAUUUUAUUUGGUAUCCUAUAAUUGUUCUCAUAAAUAAAUAGGAUAUAUAUAUAUAUAUGUAUAUAUCCAAGUGUUUUUGUAUUAUACUGUCUUGUUCUCACCUAUAUACGUCUCUUUUUCCAAGUGAUUAUUUUAUCAAUUGUUUUCUUAUGACUUGAUCUAUUUGUUUAUUUUUGUCCAAACCAAACUGUAUUGUUCUCACUAUAUGAUGAUAAUAAUAAGGUUUAUCAUCUUUACUUUUAUUGUUAAAUGAUUUAGUUACUAAUUCAACAUUAUCUGUGAUGUUAAUUUAAUUAAGAAGUAUUCAAAGAUUUUUAUUAUUAAAGAGUUAGUUAUUGUUGUUGUUAUUGUUGUUGUUGUUGUUGUUGUUGUUCUUCUUCUUCUUGUUGAUACUUUUACAUUCAAACUUGAAUCAUUUCAAAUGCUGAUACUUCGUAUGACCUGUAUUUGAAAGUGAUAUUAAUCCCAGUCUUUAACAAUUAUCAUUUGAACUUUUUAAUUUUCAUAUUUAAAAAAAAUGUUCUUAACAAGUAUAUAUGUAUGAUCAGAUUGCACAAAUAUAUAACAUAAUUCUGAU
Molecule: messenger RNA, 1459 nt
Organism: Schistosoma rodhaini
Lineage: Eukaryota; Metazoa; Platyhelminthes; Trematoda; Strigeidida; Schistosomatidae
Source: the annotation of a GenBank genome assembly